UGUACGCUCGGUGGCGGGGCUGGCCUGCCGGCGCCUGGAGCUCAGGGGCGGAAACUGCGCGGGCCGUGGAGCCUUAGCUGAGGUAUCCAGAGGAGGAGCUCGGUACCUGGCGAGGGUCAGGCCCUCGGGGCCCGGCCUGAGACGGGGAAGGGGCUCUAGAGCUGCGGGGCGGCAAGAUGACUUCUCUGCUCCGACAUUGGAACAGCUGAAGGUUGGAACCACAGGACAAGAUGAGAACCACAAAGGUCUACAAACUUGUCAUCCACAAGAAGGGCUUCGGGGGCAGUGAUGAUGAGCUAGUGGUGAAUCCCAAAGUAUUCCCUCACAUUAAGCUUGGAGACAUUGUGGAGAUUGCUCACCCCAAUGAUGAGUACAGCCCUCUGCUUUUGCAAGUCAAGUCACUUAAGGAAGAUUUACAGAAAGAAACUAUCAGUGUGGACCAGACUGUGACUCAAGUAUUCCGGCUUAGACCUUAUCAAGAUGUCUAUGUGAAUGUUGUAGACCCCAAGGAUGUGACCCUUGACCUAGUGGAAUUAACUUUUAAGGAUCAAUAUAUUGGCCGAGGGGAUAUGUGGCGACUAAAGAAGAGUUUGGUGAGCACAUGUGCUUAUAUCACCCAGAAGGUAGAAUUUGCUGGUAUCAGGGCACAGGCUGGUGAGCUGUGGGUAAAGAAUGAGAAAGUCAUGUGUGGUUAUAUCAGUGAAGAUACCAGGGUGGUCUUCCGUUCUACGUCAGCUAUGGUUUACAUAUUUAUUCAGAUGAGCUGUGAAAUGUGGGAUUUUGAUAUUUAUGGAGAUCUGUAUUUUGAGAAAGCUGUGAAUGGUUUCCUUGCUGAUUUGUUUACGAAGUGGAAGGAGAAGAACUGUAGUCACGAAGUAACAGUGGUCCUGUUUUCUCGAACUUUCUAUGAUGCAAAAUCAAUUGAUGAAUUUCCUGAAAUAAACCGAGCCUCAAUUCAACAGGAUCAUAAAGGGCGAUUCUAUGAAGACUUCUACAAAGUGGUGGUACAGAAUGAGAGAAGGGAAGAAUGGACUUCACUCCUCGUGACCAUUAAAAAGCUCUUCAUCCAGUAUCCAGUGUUGGUGCGACUGGAACAGGCAGAGGGCUUUCCUCAAGGAGAAAAUUCUACCUCAGCCCAAGGAAACUACCUGGAGGCCAUCAACCUUUCCUUUAAUGUGUUUGACAAGCAUUACAUCAACCGUAACUUCGACCGAACUGGGCAGAUGUCUGUGGUGAUCACACCAGGAGUGGGUGUUUUUGAAGUGGACCGCUUACUCAUGAUCUUGACCAAGCAGCGGAUGAUAGAUAAUGGAAUUGGUGUAGACUUGGUUUGUAUGGGAGAACAACCAUUACAUGCUGUCCCAUUGUUCAAGCUACACAAUCGGAGUGUUCCUCGGGAUACUCGCCUUGGCGAUGACUAUAAUAUUCCUCACUGGAUAAACCACAGUUUCUACACAUCAAAAAGCCAGCUCUUUUGUAACAGCUUCACUCCACGAAUAAAACUGGCAGGAAAGAAGCCUGCCUCUGAGAAAGCAAAAAAUGGCCGUGAUACAUCUCUCGGGACUCCAAAAGAAUCUGAUAACGCCCUUCCCAUCCAAGUAGAUUAUGAUGCCUAUGAUGCCCAAGUAUUCAGGUUGCCUGGCCCAUCCAGGGCUCAGCGCCUCGCCACCUGCAGGUUUUCUACCAGAUUCGCUUGGGGAUGCAUGUCAGUGCGGGAGCGAGAGAAUCAUCACUGGAAAAGCAUCAGCUCCUGUGACGUUUCAUCUAGCCCUUCCCUGCAGAACCGUGCACUGCCCACAGAGGAAGUAAGGAGUCAGGCUUCUGAUGACAGCUCCCUGGGCAAGAGUGCCAACAUCUUGAUGAUUCCACAUCCUCACCUGCACCAGUAUGAAGUCAGCAGCUCCUUGGGCUACACCAGCACCCGAGAUGUCCUAGAGAACAUGAUGGAGCCACCACAGCGGGACUCCAGCGCACCAGGGAGGUUCCACGUGGGCAGUGCAGAGUCCAUGCUUCAUGUUCGACCUGGUCUCUACACACCCCAGCGAGCACUGAUUAAUCCCUUUGCCCCCUCACGAAUGCCCAUGAAACUCACAUCUAACAGAAGGCGCUGGAUGCAUACGUUUCCUGUGGGACCAUCCGGAGAGGCUAUCCAGAUCCAUCAUCAGACCCGGCAGAAUAUGGCGGAGCUGCAGGGCAGCGGGCAGAGGGACCUAACUCACUCUUCUGCAGAGCUGUUGGAGUUAGCCUAUCAUGAAGCUGCUGGAAGGCACAGCACUUCCCGCCAGCCUGGUGACGGCAUGUCCUUCUUGAACUUCAGUGCAACGGAAGAGCUUUCUGUCAGCCUGCUUAGCAACAGUGGUGCAGGUAUGAAUCCUAGGACCCAGAACAAGGACUCUCUAGAGGACAAUGUUUCUACUUCUCCUGACCCAAUGCCAGGCUUCUGUUGCACAGUUGGAGUGGACUGGAAGUCUCUCACUACUCCGGCGUGCCUCCCCCUCACCACCGACUACUUCCCUGACCGCCAGGGCCUGCAGAAUGACUACACGGAGGGCUGCUAUGAUCUCCUCCCAGAAGCAGACAUGGACAGGAGGGAUGAGGAGGGUGUGCAGAUGACAGCCCAGCAGGUGUUUGAAGAGUUCAUUUGCCAGCGGCUCAUGCAGGGCUACCAAAUUAUAGUGCAACCCAAGGCCCAGAAACCCAACCCAGCUGUCCCACCUCCCCUGAGCAGUAGCCCACUCUAUAGCCGAGGCCUUGUGUCCCGAAACCGCCCCGAAGAAGAAGAUCAGUAUUGGCUGAGUAUGGGUAGAACUUUCCACAAAGUGACCCUGAAAGACAAGAUGAUCACAGUGACUCGGUACCUUCCCAAGUACCCUUAUGAAUCUGCCCAGAUCCACUACACAUACAGCCUGUGCCCUUCCCACUCAGACUCAGAGUUCGUCUCCUGUUGGGUGGAAUUCUCCCAUGAGCGACUAGAGGAGUACAAGUGGAACUACUUAGAUCAGUAUAUUUGUUCUGCUGGUUCUGAAGAUUUCAGUUUAAUUGAAUCUCUGAAGUUCUGGAGAACCCGCUUCUUGCUCCUGCCAGCCUGUGUCACUGCCACCAAGCGCAUCACAGAGGGGGAGGUCCACUGCGACAUCUAUGGCGACAGGCCGCGUGCAGAUGAGGAUGAGUGGCAGCUCCUGGACGGCUUUAUCCGCUUUGUGGAGGGCUUGAACCGGAUCCGCAGGCGUCAUCGCUCAGACCGCAUGAUGCGGAAAGGGACCACCAUGAAAGGCUUGCAGAUGCCUGGGCCCAUUUCUACGCACUCUCUCGAGUCAACAGCCCCUUCAGUUGUGAAGAAGGGAACCUCAGCUCUGUCUGCCCUGCUGGAGAUGGAGGCCAGUCAGAAGUGCCUAGGAGAACAGCAGGCAGCUGCUCAUGGGGGGAAGAGCUCCACCCAGCCAGCAGAGAGCAGCAGCAUUGCCAUGACUCCCACUUACAUGGACAGCCCACGAAAGGAUGGGGCCUUCUUUAUGGAGUUUGUCCGCAGCCCACGCACAGCAUCGUCUGCCUUCUACCCUCAGGCAUCUCUGGACCAAACAGUUGCUCCAUUGUUGGAUGGCACCACUUUGGGGGUAAGCACAAGCCAAUCUGUGGACAGAGGAAGCAGCCAGACCUAUGGGAGUUCCCAGAACUUAGGAGAUCAAUCCUUCCCCGCUGCAAACCCCAGUGAUAGCAGCUCUCAGCAGCAGACGACAAGCUGUUUGACAUCAUCUUCCACUCUAGUGGAGAUCCUGGAAGCCAUGAAGCACCCCUCGACAGGAGUCCAGCUGCUCUCUGAACAGAAAGGCCUCUCACCAUGCUGCUUCGUCAGUGCCGAGGGGGUGCAUUGGCUGAUGAACAACGUAGAGGGGGUGCAGACACAGGCAAUGGCCAUUGACAUCAUGCAGAAAAUGCUGGAAGAGCAGCUCAUUGCGCAUGCUUCUGGUGAAGCCUGGCGGACCUUCAUCUACGGCUUCUAUUUCUACAAGAUAGUGAUGGACAGAGAGCCGGACCGAGUGGCCAUGCAGCAGCCCGCUGCCACCUGGCACACGGCAGGGGUGGAUGACUUCGCCAGCUUCCAGCGCAAGUGGUUUGAGGUGGCCUUUGUGGCAGAAGAGCUCUUACACUCGGAGAUUCCCGCCUUUCUCCUGCCGUGGCUCCCCAGCCGGCCAGCCUCCUAUGCAAGCAGACACAGCUCCUUCAGCCGCAGUUUUGGAGGACGCAGUCAGGCAGCUGCACUUUUAGCCGCCACCGUCCCUGAGCAGAGGACUGUGACCCUGGAUGUUGACGUGAACAACCGCACGGACCGGCUGGAGUGGUGCAGCUGUUAUUACCAUGGCAACUUCUCUCUGAAUGCAGCCUUUGAGAUCAAGCUGCACUGGAUGGCCGUGACUGCUGCCGUGCUCUUUGAGAUGGUCCAAGGUUGGCAUCGGAAAGCUACCUCCUGUGGCUUUUUGUUGGUCCCCGUUUUAGAAGGUCCUUUCGCGCUGCCCAGUUAUCUGUAUGGUGACCCCCUUCGGGCCCAGCUCUUCAUCCCACUCAACAUCAGCUGUUUGCUCAAGGAAGGCAGCGAGCAUCUGUUUGACAGCUUUGAACCAGAAACAUAUUGGGACCGCAUGCACCUCUUCCAGGAAGCCAUUGCCCACAGGUUUGGGUUUGUCCAAGAUAAAUAUUCUGCCUCUGCUUUUAACUUCCCUGCUGAAAACAAGCCUCAGUACAUCCACGUGACAGGCACAGUGUUCCUGCAGCUGCCCUACUCCAAGCGCAAAUUCUCCGGGCAGCAGCGCCGCCGGCGGAACUCCACCAGCUCCACCAACCAGAACAUGUUUUGUGAGGAGAGGGUGGGCUACAACUGGGCCUACAACACCAUGCUGACCAAGACAUGGCGCUCCAGUGCCACAGGGGAUGAGAAGUUUGCCGAUCGGCUGUUGAAAGACUUCACAGACUUCUGCAUCAACCGGGACAACCGGCUGGUCCUGUUCUGGACAAGUUGUCUGGAGAAGAUGCACGCCAGCGCCCCAUGAAGCCCCAGACUCAGGAAGCCAUGUGUGUGUGUAUGUGUGUGUGUGUGUGUGCGCGCGCACGCGUGCCUGUAUGUGCCUGUGCCUGGAGGGUGGGGGGGUAAGGAUUUCUGUCAGGCUCUCAGUGUCCAGGAGUGGGGCCUAUUGCUUUCUUUCUGGUCCUCACACAAGUGUUUUCUCAAGGAGAAAGACUUGGGAAGCAACUGGUACCAUGACUGCCACCCAUGUCCUCGACAGCAAGUACCCAGUGCAAGUGGGAGGCACAGAUUGUCCGUAGGAGGGCUUCAGUGUCUGGGAAAGAGGGCACGCAGCCUCCGUGAAUGUCUCUGGAGAAGGGUUGGCUCCCAUUAGCAUCCUUUUCCUCCAACACCCAUGGAAAACUAGGACCUGAAUCUGCUGCUUUUUAUCCUAGGAGUUUGCACCAUGUGUAAGAUAAUCCUGUGAAAUAAUGUGCCAUACACUCACGCCUGUUGUAUAUAUCUGUACAGAGCCGGAAGCAAAUAAAGCAUCUCCCGUCCCAACUCA
Messenger RNA from Perognathus longimembris pacificus (Pacific pocket mouse), 5567 nucleotides. RefSeq names its product DEP domain containing 5, GATOR1 subcomplex subunit (gene Depdc5). The record is from RefSeq and is a predicted model, not a curated record. The transcript is spliced from 43 exons. Gene Ontology annotation, cellular component: lysosomal membrane; GATOR1 complex. Gene Ontology annotation, molecular function: GTPase activator activity. Gene Ontology annotation, biological process: negative regulation of TORC1 signaling; intracellular signal transduction; positive regulation of autophagy. NCBI's taxonomy places the organism in Eukaryota, Metazoa, Chordata, Mammalia, Rodentia, Heteromyidae. Bases 231 to 5045 code for a protein of 1604 amino acids.